Penicillium pulvis is the source of this 762-nucleotide messenger RNA. RefSeq lists its product as uncharacterized. The record is from RefSeq and is a predicted model, not a curated record. Bases 1 to 762 code for a protein of 253 amino acids. Lineage: Eukaryota; Fungi; Ascomycota; Eurotiomycetes; Eurotiales; Aspergillaceae. The transcript is spliced from 4 exons.
AUGGCUUCGUAUCUGGUCACCGGUGCAUCUCGUGGUCUUGGCUUGGCAUUGGUCUCCCGAUUGGCUACCUUACCAGCAACAGAAGUGGGAAAGAUAAUUGCCACUGCACGCUCCGAUAAUUCGCAUAAGCUAAAGGAGAUUGUGAACGCUUCGCCAGGUCGAGUUGAAUGGGUCAGAUUAGAUGUUACCGACCAGAAAAGUGCACUGGAAGCUGCCAGUGAGGUGGAAGGCAAGCUGCAUGGCAGAGGACUUGACUAUCUUAUCAACAAUGCCGGUCUGAUGGAUUACUCGCCGACCGGGGUGGAGGGAAUGGACAAUCUCAAUGAAAUCUUCCAUACGAACGUGACUUCUGUGCAUACCGUGACACAGGCAUUCUUGCCUCUUUUACGCCAAGGGGGCAAGAAGACGAUAGUAAACAUAUCGAGUACUGUUGGAACUUUUGCCAAAGCGGGAGAUUUUCGCGUUGCACCUACACCUGCCUAUAAGGUGUCCAAGGCUGCACUGAACAUGUUAACUGUCCAAUAUGCCCAGCAGUAUGAGAUAGAAGGCUUCACUGUCCUAGCUGUCAGCCCCGGUUGGUUGCGCACCGAUCUCGGCUCAUCUCGGGCGGAUUUGCCCGUUGAAGUGGGUGCUGAAAAAGUCGUGGAUAUCGUGCAAAAGAGCAGUCCAUCUCAAAACGGGAAGCUAAUUAACAUACAUGUUCCGGGCUGGGAGAAUGCGCCAGGACCCAACCAGUAUCCUGGUGGAGAGGCCGCAUGGUAG